Molecule: messenger RNA, 2668 nt
Organism: Mastomys coucha (southern multimammate mouse)
Lineage: Eukaryota; Metazoa; Chordata; Mammalia; Rodentia; Muridae
Gene: Znf205
Product: zinc finger protein 205
Exons: 7
Coding region: 384-2078 (564 amino acids)
Biological process (GO): negative regulation of transcription by RNA polymerase II
Molecular function (GO): DNA-binding transcription repressor activity, RNA polymerase II-specific; RNA polymerase II cis-regulatory region sequence-specific DNA binding
Source: RefSeq, a predicted model, not a curated record
GGAAGGAACUUCCUGUUGUCCCUAAUCUCAGCCUCCACCGGGUUUUUCCAUCCGUUCUGUUCUGGCUGCAGAGACUCGUUUCACCCUCCGGAGGGGGCUCCACCCCCGGGGUCUCAUUUGCUUCUCCUUGGUGAGAAGGGGGAUGCUAGAGAAGGCACCUGGAAAUCGGCUCGUGCAGUCAGCUUGCAGAGGGGACAGGGCCAAAGGUGGAAAGCUGGCAAGAGAUAAUGAGGAGGCUGGACCCAGGAAUGGGAAGAUGAGGACAUGUACCACGCAGGCCACGACCACGAUGAACAUACCCAGAUUCUUGGCUAAAACCUGGACGGGGCUCGACUAGCAGGGGAGAGAAGCGUUUGCUGUUUUUCCUGGCUCUGAAGUGGACGAUGUCUGCAGACAGUCAAAGCAUCGGGGCUACUGAGAAUAAGAAGUCCCACGAGUUCCCAGGUAAUGGGCAACGCUGUGGAGACAUGCUCUCUGGGGAGGAGGAGACAGUGCCCUUGGGAACCUCUCAGGAGUCGACACAUGUUAAGGCAGAGCCAGAAGAGCCAUAUUGUGAGGGGGUAUCGCAGGAGGACAGGACUCCAGGAACACGGAGCUGGAUGUCCCCACGUCCUGGCCCUAAGGACAGAGGCCUGUUCCUGCCAGGUGGAGUUCUUCCUUCUCCCUGGAUUCCUGUCCUGUCCCGAGGGGGACGGACCAGAGAGCGACAGAUGGCUGCGGCACUUCUCACUGCCUGGUCCCAGAUGCCGGUGACCUUUGAGGAUGUGGCUUUGUAUCUCUCUCGGGAGGAGUGGGGAAGGCUGGACCACAGGCAGCAAAAUUUCUACAGAGAUGUACUACAGGGAAAGAAUGGGCUGGCUUUGGGGUUUCCCUUCAGCAGACCUUUCUGGGUUCCCCAAGUUCAGGGGAAGGGCCAGACAGCAAGCUGUAGCAGGAUCACAGGAGCUGCAGAGAGGAGAAGCCUUGGUUCAGGCUCUCCAGAAGUUUAUCUUCAGCUGGCAGCCUAUCUCUUUACAGGAGCCGUGGAAAUGGAGAAGGUGGUUCCAACCUUGGCCGUGGCAACCCUAGAGGACACAAAACCCAUAAGAACUAGGGCCAGGUGGGCCCCGGGGGAAGACCCGAAGUGUGAUCAACAAUGGGCUGGUGGCCCAGGUACAAAGCUGGCCAGAGACACCGGGGAAGCUAGUCAUCUAAAGCCAGCCCCAGCCAAAUCACCUCCUCUCAAGAUCCCAGAGGACAGUGGCCCAGAGAAACCCAGUGAGGGGGAGGAGGCCCUGAAAAGUGGCGAAGAGGGUCUGGCACCCGACGAUGAAACGGGCAAAAAAACAUACAAGUGCGAACAGUGCGGCAAGGGCUUCAGUUGGCACUCGCACCUGGUGACACACAGGCGUACGCACACGGGCGAGAAGCCUUACACCUGCACAGACUGCGGCAAGCGCUUCGGCCGCAGCUCACACCUCAUCCAGCACCAGAUCAUCCACACGGGCGAGAAGCCCUAUACCUGCCCCUCGUGUUGGAAGAGCUUCAGCCACCACUCCACACUGAUCCAGCACCAGCGCAUCCACACCGGUGAGAAGCCCUACGUGUGCGACUGCUGUGCCAAGCGCUUCACCCGCCGCUCGGACCUAGUCACACACCAGGGGACUCACACCGGUGCCAAGCCCCACAAGUGCCCCAUCUGCGGCAAGUGCUUCACCCAGAGCUCCGCCCUGGUCACGCACCAGCGCACCCACACCGGCGUCAAGCCCUACCCGUGCCCAGAGUGUGGCAAGUGCUUCAGCCAGCGCUCCAAUCUCAUCGCACAUAAUCGCACGCACACAGGCGAGAAGCCCUACCACUGCCUUGACUGUGGCAAGAGCUUCAGCCACAGCUCGCACCUCACUGCCCACCAACGCACACACCGUGGUGUGCGGCCCUACUCCUGCCCACUCUGCGGCAAGAGCUUCAGCCGCCGCUCCAACCUGCACCGACACGAGAAGAUCCACACCACUGGUCCCAAGGCUCUGGCCAUGCUCAUGCUGGGGGCGGCGGCGGCGGCGGCGGGGGCACUCACAGCACCCCCACCUGCUCCCACUUAAAAGCCUGAGAGAGAGCAGUGAGACACUGGGACAGCCCCGCUGAUGCUAGGGCUCUGGGAAGACGCUGGGUCCUAGCCAGUGGGAUGAAGGAGUGGAGUGAGGGCAGGGAACUGCAAGGCGCCACUUCUGGCACCAGGUGGACAUAGUGACUCGGAAGGAGCCAAGGCUAGAAGGGCGGGCACUCUAGCUGCAGAUUAAAGGCCUGGAUUUCAAGCUGUGCCCUGUGGCUCUGUUUGCCUGGUGCUUGAGCAUGGGGUAGCUCUUGGUUCCACCAGGCGUCCUUGUUCAGGUAACUCUGAGCCGCCGCUGUUGGCCUGGGAAGCCUGUCUUACCUAGCCUUGACUUGUCUUUUUUGUCAGACAUCUAUUCCAGAACAUUAGGGUUUUUUAAAAAAAAUAAUAUUUGAGUCGGGUGUGGUGGCGCACUCCUUUAAUCCCAGCACUCUAGAAGUAGAGGCAGGCAGACUUCUGUAGUUCGAGUCCAGUCUGGUCUAUGAAAUGAGUGUAGACCAGCUAGGACUGUUACACAGAGAAAUCUUGUCUCAAAAACCAAAACAAAAUUAAUAAUAAUAAUAAUUAUAAUAAUAAUAA